Alternaria viburni is the source of this 1626-nucleotide messenger RNA. RefSeq lists its product as uncharacterized. Lineage: Eukaryota; Fungi; Ascomycota; Dothideomycetes; Pleosporales; Pleosporaceae. The transcript is spliced from 2 exons. The record is from RefSeq and is a predicted model, not a curated record. The coding region runs from base 1 to 1626 and encodes 541 amino acids.
AUGACGGCUAUUCAGGAUUACCAGUACGGACCACUCGCAAACGAUGGCAACACGCGUUUCAUACAGCUGUACCCAGCGGCGCACUUCGAAGAUCCCAUACGCGUCGACAUCAUCGAACGGGCUUACGAUGCCUCCAAGACCCAAGACCCCGUCAGCUACGAAGCUUUAUCGUAUGCUUGGGGCUCAGAUGAAGAUUCGGCGUACAUCUUCGUUGGGGCGAACUCUCGCUUGCGUGUCCGUCACAAUGUUAUCCAGAUCCUGAGGUACCUGAGGGACGGUAUUACCCCAGAUUGCACUGCCCGAACCCUGUGGAUUGACGCUAUAUGCAUCAAUCAAGCGGACGACGAGGAGAAAGGAAAGCAGGUUACCGUGAUGGGAAAACUCUACGCAUGUGCUACGAGUGUGCUGAUCUGGACUGGAGAGCCCGGGUGCGAUUUGCAAGCGCUACAGCACAGCUUUGAACGAAAGAUAGAAUACACGCGCGAUGGGGAAGCUCGCUUCAUGCAGUUCUUUGAGACCGGAUGGUUUACGAGGCGCUGGGUAGUCCAAGAGAUCAUGCAUGCCCGCGAAGCCUACAUCAUUUCGGGUAGUGGCACAAUGCAGUGGCAGCAGUUCCGUGUCUUUGUCGAACAUCUGGAACAGAACGUUUCCUACGAAGCAGUGACACCACAUUUUACGGCAAUCUUGCAUCGCUUGAGCAAUCUCACUGCAGUACGAGAUACCAAGUCUGACGAGCUGUCUCAUUCAACAUCAAUUGUAGUCGACUACCAAGUCUCAGUCAACGAGCUUUAUGAUCGGUUGAGCAAGAUCGAAGUGAUCCGAUUUCCAAUGGCCAUCAUGAGCUGCGCUGGGUCCUUCGGUGGACUCGCUGCUUCAUGGGUCCCGGAUUGGAGGUUACCCAUGCGAUACAGGCCUUUCCAGUCAUCUCUCAAGUACGAAUGCUCAACUCUGCCAGUAGGGGUGUCAUUGGUUACCGUUGAAAAUAGCCUGCUCACGAUACAGGCAACCUUUGGUGGCGUCGUCGAUAGUGUCGUAGAUCCGCCAGGACCCGAACAUGAGACAGAAGAGAGGACCCUGUACCGAUGGGGUAACUACUUCAUCCAACAUCACGCCAUCGGUACGCCAGAGCAGAAAUCGAUGGAUGCAAUGAUCUUGUAUUGUGCUCUGAAGGUGAUACCCAUCGAAGACGAUGUUGCGGAUCCGCAUCCCUCUCCUUACAAAGCACAGCUGCGAUCUCGUUGGGAAAACAUACUCCGUCGUUGGAAUUCAUACGAAAAAUCAAAUAGGAAUAGGAAACCCGUUUUACGCCUGUUAUCCGAAGCAAACAGGAUGGGCCUCGCCCACACAAAGGAGGGCCGCUCGUGCUUUUUCACAAGUGCUGGGCUGUUCGGAUUAGGACCAAGCACAAUACAGGUCGGCGACUACGUUGUGAACAUGCCAGGAUGCGACUCCAUGAUGGCACUACGUCCUCUCAAGAUUGAACAGGAUAUCAAGCAGGUGGAAGGGAACAUGGGACCACCUCAGCAUCCGGCUAUGACGGUCGUCGGCGACUGCUGGAUACCUGAACUUGUCAAAUCCAAUAGGCAAAAUACUGCAUCUAACCUUCGCACAUUUCACAUUGUGUAG